This is a messenger RNA of Amyelois transitella, 2158 nucleotides long. Its product is annotated as protein scarlet. The coding region runs from base 224 to 2158 and encodes 644 amino acids. Gene Ontology annotation, cellular component: plasma membrane. Gene Ontology annotation, molecular function: ATP binding; ABC-type transporter activity; ATP hydrolysis activity. The record is from RefSeq and is a predicted model, not a curated record. The transcript is spliced from 12 exons. NCBI's taxonomy places the organism in Eukaryota, Metazoa, Arthropoda, Insecta, Lepidoptera, Pyralidae.
ACUCGGAGCGGUCUACACGUCUCGUAGCAACGCGUAAGAACUUAUUUUGUCGACUGUACAAUUUCAUAACAGUUAAAAAACUUGGUGAAAACAUCGUGAACAGUGUUUGAGAAGACGCGUUUUCGUGUGAAUUCAUAUGGUUUUUAUAUUGUGUCGGAUUAAGUGACUGUUGUGAAACUGUAACUUGAUUUUCACCGGUGUUUGACCAAUGACGUGAUCCACAAUGAAAGACUCAGAUCUAAAGCUUCCGACCCGUAACGUCCUGACAGGGGCUGUCGUCCAAUGGGAGGACGAUGACCUGGGGGGCAUCGGGGAUACCGUCGAGAACCUCACACUAGCUUGGAAGGACCUCUCGGUUUAUAGGAAGAAAAAACACCAAACCAGUAUAUGGAGGUCCCCGACAUAUGAAGAAGUUAAAGUCUUACAUGGAGUGAGUGGCAUUGUAUCAUCCGGCAACCUGGUCGCGUUAAUGGGUUCUAGUGGUGCGGGUAAAACCACACUUCUGGCUGCGAUUAGUCGCCGCGACAAAAGCGCGAUGACAGGAUACCUCAUGCUGAAUGGAAGAUUAGCAGGAGCUGAUCUCAUUGCCAGAAUCUCAGGGUUUGUGCCUCAAGAGGAUUUGGCCAUAGAGUACCUGACCGUUAAAGAGCAUAUGGAAUUUAUGGCGCGUCUCAUGAUGGACAGAAGGUCUACCAAGCCCCAACGGACGAGGCGAAUCGAGCAACUGUUAGGAGAGCUCGGUGUGGUGAACUGCACCAAAACUCAGCUCAAAGCUUUGUCGGGAGGAGAGAGGAAGCGGGUCGCUUUGGCCGUACAGCUCCUAAACGACCCUCCAAUUCUCUUCUGCGACGAGCCAACCACAGGUCUGGACAGCUGGGCGGCCAGUGCCGUCGUGUCCAACCUUCGGAAGUUAGCAGUCAAUGGCAAACUGGUCAUUUGUUCAGUCCACCAGCCCGCUUCGGGGGUAUUCGAGAUGUUCCAUCAAGUGGUGCUCCUGGCGAAUGGAAGGACCGCCUUCCACGGCACAAUAGAACAGGCUGACCAGUUUUUUGGAUCCAUAAACUACAAAUGUCCAGUGGGCUUCAACGCGGCAGAAUACUACGUCUCUCUGCUCGGCGUCCAACUCGACAAAGAAUUGGAAAGUCGCGAGAGAAUCCGUCGAAUUUGUGACGAGUACCAACGUUCCGAUAUAGCUGCAGAUAUUGAGAGUCGAGUGGGAGAUGUACAAGACGAAAAUGAAUACUUCAAUGGCGAGAUUGAUGAUAAGAAUGAGGCUUUCGAGCGAUAUUUAACUCUAGUCAAAGUAAAUUACUUCGUUCAAUUCUACUGGCUCAUGUGGAGGAAUAUACAAUCAAUAAAGCACAACAGUUCCAUAUGGAUAGCAGAAUUCGUGUUGCUAUUGUUCGUCGGCCUUAUAAUCUCGAUCCCAUACAUGGGCCACUUCGACGAGUUAGACCAGCGUGACAUCCAGAACGUUCAGGGCUUGUUGUACCUCACCAUCACGGAAACCAUCUUCCUCUUCAUCUACGCCGUCUUCAUCACGUUCCCCAGCGAAGUGCCCAUAUUGCUGAGAGAGACUGCCAGUGGACUGUAUUCACCGUUGCCAUACUACUUGUCUAAGAUGAUAUUUUGGAUUCCUCGUGCAAUCAUCGAGCCUGUAGUCUAUGCAACCCUUAUUUUCAACGUCGCAGGGCUUCACGGUGGGUUCAUGGGCUGGCUGGGUUUUACCUUCGUCUGCGUCCUUUGUGCCAACUACGCUAAUGCCUAUGGCUCGUUCCUUUCGGCUGUUUUCGACAAAAUGGAGACCGCUGCUCUUGUAGCCGUUCCCUUCGAUCUGAUUGGCACUAUGUUCUCGGGAAUUUAUCUUAACAUAGGCAGCGCCUCUAAAUACGUCUCUUGGAUUCGUUUCCUCUCCGGUUUUUAUUACGGCGUUGAAUCCAUAUCCAUUCUUCAAUGGGACUCUAUAGAGACCAUUGAUUGCGUAGAUAUUCCUGGCAUUCCUUGCAUCAGAGAAGGCCCCGAGGUCCUAAAAAGAUAUGGUUAUGAGGAACAAAAUUAUUGGAGAAACUGCGCCGCUUUGGGUAUCAUGUACUUUAUAGCUCAUGCCAUAUCAUUUGUCAUGGUCGUUAAAAGAAGUCGAGGCACGCCAGUUUACUGA